AUGAAAGUUGGCAAAGAGUGUCCAGAAAUCUUUCACAGAAGCGCUUCCCAGCUUCCUCUUCGAACCACUUCAGCAUUUCUGAAGCCAAAACGCGAUUCCAGUGAAGUCAAAAUCACGUUUUCACCUUUCCAUUUCUCGAUUUCAUUUUCUCUUCGCAACUCCGAUUACGCAUUUGCGUUACGCGCGGGAAUGAACGUUCCUCGCAUUCUGGAAAACCCUCGAACAGCGCCGGUAACUGCAAUUUCAAAGCCAUUUAAGCCCUAUCAGCCUAUAAAGAAAUCUCUAACACCACUUUGCAGGGUAAAUAGUUUGAUUGAUGCAGCACCUACGGGGAAUGAUAAAUUUAGUGAAAAGACAAAGGAAAUGGUUUCUUUAAGGUGUUUGGAAAUGUCCAGAAUUCAAAUGUCUUAG
Sphenostylis stenocarpa is the source of this 411-nucleotide messenger RNA. The record is from the annotation of a GenBank genome assembly. Lineage: Eukaryota; Viridiplantae; Streptophyta; Magnoliopsida; Fabales; Fabaceae.